This is a messenger RNA of Ambispora gerdemannii, 741 nucleotides long. The record is from the annotation of a GenBank genome assembly. NCBI's taxonomy places the organism in Eukaryota, Fungi, Glomeromycota, Glomeromycetes, Archaeosporales, Ambisporaceae.
AUUAGCAGUGAAUCGGAUAAAGACUCACAAGUUGAGAACUCUUCAGAGAAUACUCCUUUUGCAAGUCCACAAUUAGGAAAUCCCGAGAACUAUCCACUUCGUCCACAACUGCUGAAGACGCUUGCGCUAUACAUUCUAAAAGAUCACCCAGAAACCCUUGCCAGUGGUGUCGAGAUUCUGAAACCUAUAAAAUCGCAUGCUCAAUAUUCUCUAACGAUAAAGUUGCAAAGUACGAGCUUACUUAGUUCACCAAGUAUGAGUGUAGAUGGUUCGUCAAAAUUGCCUUCACAACUACCCCCAGCAACUCGGGAUAAUCACCUCGACUAUGUUAAGCUCAUUCUGCCAACAUCCACUCCGACAGAAGACGUCGAUUUUAUUCCCCUAUACAACAAAAUUUCCCCUGCCGAAGCCCAAAAUGAUAGAACGAGCCGAGAUGUCAUAAAAUCUUAUUACGAUUUCGGAGGUUUAUCACCACGUUAUAAAUCCCAUAAGAAAACCAACCGAAAGCGUCCAUCUCUGAUCCUGGUUAAUAAUGAGGUGAGGUUAGAAAUCAAAGCAAAAUGUGAAAAAAGUGGCCCUGAUCCAAAAAGUAUACAUACCCGCUUCGACCAGAUACUCGCAACACCGCUCCCAUACUUCCCAACACAGCAUCAAGAUAGUCCUAACCACUCAAUAGUGAUGGUUCCAUUCUUCAAUCUACUCGUUUACACCAGCGUUGCAUUUGGCGGUAAUGAAGUCUAG